CAUGAGCAUCAAUUACUAUAGCCCGAGGAGUACGAGCUUUAGCAGCCGAUCCCUCGGAUCAGUUCCGAAUCGAAGCUCUUUUUACCGAGCCAAUUCGGGCAGUUUUCAGCCGGGACUCUUCCGAGGAUCCUUCAGCGCUUUGUCCAACUCUCCCCUCUCUACCUCGACGCCUUUCCUCCUCUCCUCGCUGUCUGCUUUGGAGAUCGAUCCCAAGCUGCACCAGAUUCGCACGGAAGAGAAGGAACAGAUCAAGGGGCUCAACAACCAGUUCGCCUCCUUCAUUGACAAGGUACGCAAGCUUGAGCAGCAGAAUAAAGUGCUGGAGACACAGCUGAAACUUCUGAAGGGCAAAGACCAAUACAAAUCCAAUGUGAGGCGUAUUAUGACAGCCCACAGCCAGCCCCUUAAGCAGCAGAUAGACCUGCUCAAUCAAGAUAAGAUGAAAUUGCAAAAUGAGCUGGGCCAAACACAGACAUUUCUGGAGGAAUUAAAAAGCCAGUAUGAAGAGGAAAUAAAUCACCGUAACCAACUGGAAAAUGAAUUUGUGGUGACAAAAAAGGACCUGGAUGAUAUUUACUUGCAGAAAAUAGAUGUUGAAUCCAAGCUGGAGAGCAUCACAAAUGAAAUCAAAUACCUCAAGCAGCUCUUUGAAGAGGAGAUCAAGGAAUUGCAAUCUCAGAUACAAAAUGCAAUGAUCACUGUGGAGAUGGACAACAACCGUGAACUGGAGAUGAAAAACGUAAUUGAUGAGGUGAAAGAACAAUAUAAAACCAUGAUUGCCAAGAGCCGUGAUGAGGCUCAACAGUGGUACAAAAACAAGAUUGAUGACAUUGUAAGACAAACUCAGAAACAUAAUGAUGAGAUGAAAAGCAUCAAAAGUCAAAUUGCUGAAUUGACUCGCUAUGCUCAGCAUGUCAAUGGAGAAAUUGAAGCCUUAAAGAAUCAACGAGCCAAUUUGGAAAAUGCUGUGGCUUCAGCAGAAGAACAAGGAGAACAGGCUGUGCAAAGUGCUAAAAGUACCGUCCAAGAUCUGGAGGAGGCUCUGAAGCAAGCCAAACAUGACAUGGCCACCAAAAUGAGAGAAUACCAAGAACUGAUGAACCUCAAGCUGGCCUUUGAUAUAGAAAUUGCCACCUACAGAAAGCUGCUGGAAGGAGAAGAAAACCGGAUGGUUGCUCAGGUUCCACCACAACGGGUCAAUGCCAUUAACACGUUAGCUUUUGGCUUUUAUGAUGCACUUGGUCCAUCUUUGUCGAAGGCUGAUCUGGAUUUCCUGCUUGACGCGGCCUAGGCAAGUAUUUCUUAUUUCUUUUUGACAAAUUGUCAGUUAAAUUCCUGCCAUGUCUGUGUGAAAGAUCAAACAUUAAGGUAUUUCUAUGGUAUACAUUUCUGUUAAUGUUACAAAAUAAUAGUUACUUCUAAGAACCUGGGAAUUAUAUUGGGUGUGUGUAGAUAAUCGUGUCAAAAGAAAGCAAGAUAGAGAGAAAUAAGGGAGGUUGCAGAAAUCACACUGCACAUUCCUAAAUAUUGUUAGGGAAUACUAGAUCCCAGAGUUUUGUGGAGAGAUGAUGAUUGUUAAAAUACUUAUAGCCUGUCUGUGUCUAUCCCUUCGAUUUAUAAGAGGGUUCAAAAGGCUAAGAACACAGGAGACUACCAAUUUACAGUGCAAUAUGAAAAGGCAGGAAUGUAAAAGGUAAGAGACCCUGAACCCCUCCCUAUCUUUUGAAAAUACAACUCCCAGAAUGCCUCAUGCCAUCUGGGCCUGCUGAGACUUGUAGUUCUGCUGGAGCUCCAUGACUUUCCUCUCCCUACUUUAAGGAGUGUGGUAUCUAGUCAGGUAGUUAAAUCUUCCAUGUCAACUCUAAGAUUGACAGAACAGAGCAAAUAAGAGACAGGUCAUGUUCUUCUUGUGACAACAACUGUGACUGGGUACUGAAAGAUGAAAGGUGGUAAGGCAUCAUGGACAAUGUGUUACCACAUUGCUUGUAGUGAUGUAGGUAAGUUUAUUUUAGAGCACGAAUAGAGCUUUUCUUUUUUGUUCAGGACAGUUUGAGAAUCUAAAGCCAUUAUUUGUCCUUAAAAGGCUAAUUAGACCUUUGCAAUGGAAGUAUGGCAUCACGUCAGCCCUUGAGGAGCACUAGCCACAGAAUGGGAAGAAAGAACAACAGUCUUCAUUUAAAAUGUUUACAACAUUCAAGUAGGGGAUUAAAUGGAAGAGAAAAUAAACCUAUUUUAGAGAGCUGCCUUUUUAAAACAACACACAAACUUUGAAAUGUUUCACAUAUCUUCCUCUGACAUAUUUUUAUACUGACUUUUUAGAAACAGUAGCUCAAGAAGAUGUUUUCUUCUCAGUUAGAGUAUUAAUGUAUUUCACAGUGUUUUUGUUACUAUUCAGGAGUUUUGGGUCUAUGGGCUGAAUUUGGACUAUCUGCAUUCAAAGCAGAUGUUUUACUGUUGAAAAAAUUAUAUUUUACAUUUCUAAAUAAUUUCAAGUCAUUUCUAUAACAAUAAAGUCAAUAUAGUCAUCAAAAAAUAAAAUUUAAAUUUUUUUUUUCAGUUUUGAGUACAAAGUCCAGAAGGGGUUUUCAAAACAAAACUACCGUAUUUUUCAGAAUAUAAGGUGCACCAGAGUAUAAGA
Messenger RNA from Thamnophis sirtalis, 2638 nucleotides. RefSeq names its product keratin, type II cytoskeletal 8. Gene Ontology annotation, cellular component: keratin filament. Gene Ontology annotation, biological process: intermediate filament organization; keratinization. Gene Ontology annotation, molecular function: structural constituent of skin epidermis. The record is from RefSeq and is a predicted model, not a curated record. Lineage: Eukaryota; Metazoa; Chordata; Lepidosauria; Squamata; Natricidae.